GAACAACAAAGCGUAACGAAGUUAUAUGUUUUUGUAAAAACAAUAGCGAAGUAACAAGUGAUUAUAUGUAUCUUACAAUCUCAUAAUAUUUUAAAAACAAACAAUCAUGAUCAAACAAAUCGACACUACAAAUGCCUUGAUCAUUGUGCUUUGUUCCUUUGCAAUCAUUUCCCCGAAAUGUUUUUCUUUGUGUUUGUUUACAGAACAUAAACACGCCGUGCGUUAAAAGUGAAAGUGUUGAACGAAAAACGAAAGUGAUCCAGCGACGAUUUUUCGUCUGCGUUAUAAGCACUUCCGGUUCGAUAAUUACAACUAGAUUUUCCUCAUCGAAGCUGAAUAAUUCUAAUUGAAUAGACAGAUAAGUAAAUCCGAUUCGACCGUGACCAUCACGUCUUUUUUUUUUUUUAGAGACUAACCAUGUUGAAGAAUGGAUUUCUUCCUGACGAUAUCAUAAUUCAUAACGUGACAUUUAUCAGCUAAUCUAAUGGUAACAAUGUAAUAUGAGAUAUGUUUUCUUUAAUAAGUUGUGACUAGACUGACGUUAGUAAAAAGUCAUUUUCUCACAAAUAUAUCGCAAUUGAAACAGACCACUUCAUGACAACAUAUCAGAUCAGUAGAAUAUAUUACUGUGAUAAUAUUUUAAAUUUGAUUUCAACUGAUUCAGUGAAAGAAAAUGCAUUUCUUUGUGAUGGUUGAAAACAGGUUUUCAUUUUAUUGUAGAUGUUUUUAUGGAAAAUAGUAGAAUAUAUUGUCUAUUAAGGCAUUAUGGGUCAGACAAUGUUGGAAACAGAAGCAAAACCUUACAGUUGUCAUAUUUGUGGAAGAUCUUUUUCUAAAAAUUCUAAUCUAACUGCUCAUAAACGUACUCAUACAGGAGAGAAGCCAUACCAUUGUGAAUUCUGUGGUAAAUCUUUUUCCCGUAAUAGUGCAGCAACUUAUCAUAAACGUAUUCACACUGGAGAACAACCAUACCACUGUGAAAUAUGUGGCAAAGGAUUUUCUUUUAACAGCAAGUUACUGCUUCAUAUACGUAGUCACACUGGUGAAAGACCAUUCCAUUGUGAAACUUGUGGGAAAUCCUUUUCAUGUAAUAAUAAAUUAUCAUGUCACAAACGUAUUCAUACAGGAGAAAAACCUUAUCAAUGUAAAACCUGUGGGAAAGCAUUUUCCCACAGUGGUCAUCUAUUAAUUCAUCAAAGAACUCAUACGGGGGAAAAGCCAUAUGAUUGUGAAAUAUGUGGGAAAGCUUUUACUAGUAGCAGUAGUUUAGGGGAUCAUAAACGUGUGCAUACAGGAGAGAAACCAUACCAGUGUGAGAUCUGUGGGAAAGAGUUUUCAUUCAAUAGACAUUUAAAAAAUCACAGAUUUAGUCACACUGGAACACCAUAUCCUUGUGAAUUCUGUGGAAAGACAUUUUCUUUGAAAAGCCAGUUAUCACUUCAUGAAAGGAGCCACUCAGGAAGCGGAUCAUACUCCUGUGAAAUUUGUGGGAAAUCAUUCUUGUUAAAAGGUAGAUUAAAUUUUCAUAAAAUUAUUCACACGGGGAAUAAACCAUUUGAGUGUGAAAUUUGUGGGAAAGCCUUUUCACAAAAGUCUCACUUAAAAGAUCACAAACUCACUCAUACUGAAAGAACAUUCCACUGUGAAAUUUGUCUGAGAGUGUUUUCUCGUAAAGUACAUUUAUUAAACCAUAAACACACUCACUCUGAUGAAAAGCCGUACAAAUGUGAAUUUUGUGGGAAAGCAUUUUCUCAAAGCCGUUAUGUAUCCCGGCAUGUACGUACUCAUACAGGAGAUAACCCCUACCGUUGUGACAUUUGUGGUAAGGUAUUUACUUAUAGUACACUUUUGUCUGAUCAUAAGCGGUCUCACACUGGAGAAAGACCAUACCAAUGCUUAACAUGCGGGAAAGCUUUUUCUCGUAGCAGUAACUUAUCGAAUCAUAAGUGGACUCAUACAACAGAAACACCAUUCCAGUGUGAAACUUGUGGGAAAACAUUUUGUUCUAAAAGGAGAUUAACUGACCAUAAAUGGACUCACACUGGGGAAAAACUGUACCGCUGUGAAACUUGUGGAAAAGCAUUUUCUCGCAAUAGUAAUCUAACUCGUCAUAAAAGUAUUCAUACAGGAGAAAAAAUAUACCAAUGUGAAUUUUGCGAGAAAUUAUAUUAUAAAAAGGAGAAUUUAACAGAACAUAGACGUACCCACACAGGAGAAAAACCAUUCCAAUGCGUAAUUUGUGGGAAAGCAUUUUCCAGAAACAGAAGCUUGUCAAAUCAUUAUCUUAUUCACAAAGGACAAUGACCAUAAUAUUAUGACAUUUGUCAAAAUGUGAUCUUGUUUAAAUGUUAAGUAGUCAUGCAACAUUAGUUCACAAAUAAAAUGUAACUUAGAAAAUUAUGGAAUAUUUUUUGAAAAUUAACUUUUACAAACUUUUAAUUAAAUAUAUUGAGACAGAAGAGUCUUUAUUACUGUGAUGUUUGUUGUAAAACCUUGACUAGUAUAUAACAUUUCACCAUCUCUAAUUGUUUAAAUGUAUAUUCAAUGCUCAGAACAUUAAAAACGUUUAUAUUUAAAUAUGCUGUGAAGGUAAAAUAAUAUUAAUUGAUGACUAACAUUUGUUUUGUCAUUUUCUCAGCAAGUACAA
This is a messenger RNA of Octopus sinensis (East Asian common octopus), 2647 nucleotides long. Its product is annotated as zinc finger protein 62 homolog. Gene Ontology annotation, biological process: regulation of transcription by RNA polymerase II. Gene Ontology annotation, molecular function: DNA-binding transcription factor activity; RNA polymerase II cis-regulatory region sequence-specific DNA binding. The record is from RefSeq and is a predicted model, not a curated record. Bases 766 to 2304 code for a protein of 512 amino acids. The transcript has 3 exons. Lineage: Eukaryota; Metazoa; Mollusca; Cephalopoda; Octopoda; Octopodidae.